AUGCAGAAGAGUUACCCCAAGGAUAAGGAGCAUCAGCUCCUCAAAAACAUCAAGAAAACCAUUGUUAAAAGAGAAGGAGCAUCAACUGCUCCAAAUCAUCAAGAAAAACCAUUGUUAAAAAGUGUUGUUAUUCAAAGGCCACCUAUAGAAGAACUAUCCAUAGGAGAAGGAAAAUCUGCUAAUUCACAUCCUUCUGAAGAACCAACAUUAGAUAAGGUGGUAAUUGUUGAAGAACUGCCUGCAAAAGAGUUACCCCAAGAAGAACGAGCAUCAGCUGCUCCAAAUGAUCAAGAAGAACCACUGUUAAAAGGAGAAAGAGAUUCAGUUGCUCUAUAUCCUUCUCAAGGACCAACAUUGGAUGAGCUGGUAAUUGCUAAAGAACUGUGUGCUCAAGAGUUACCCCACGGAGAAGGAGCAUCAGCUGCUCCAAAUCAUCAAGAAGAACCAUUAUUAAAAAGUGUUGUUAUUCAAAGGGUGCUAUUAGAAGAACUAUUCAUAGAAGAUGGAGAAUCAACUACUCCACAUCCUUCUCAAGGACCAACAUUAGAUGAGGUGGUAAGUGCUAAAGAACUGCCUGCAGCAGAAGAGUUACCCAAAGGAGAAGGAGCAUCAGCUGCUCCAAAUGAUCAAGAAGAACCACAGCUAAAAGAGGAGUUACCCCAAGGAGAAGGAGCAUUAUCUGCUACAAAUUUUAGAGAAGAUCCAUUGUUAAAAUGGGUUGUUUUUCAAAGGCCACCUUUUGAAGAACUAUCCAUAGGAGAAGGAGAGUCAUCUACUCCACAUCCUUCUCAAAGAACAACAUUAGAUGACGUGGUAAUUGCGUACGGACUGCCAGCACAAGAGUUACCCCUUGGAGAAGAGGCAUCAGCUGUUCCAAAUGGUGAAGAAGAACCACUGCCACCUUUAGAAGAACAAUCCAAAGGAGAACGAGAUUCAACCACUCCACAUCCUUCUCAAGGACCAACAUUAGAUGAGCCGGUAUUUGCUAAAGAAUUGUCUGUUGAAGAGUUACCCCAAGGAAAAGGAGCAUCAGCUGCUCCAAAUCACCAAAAAGAACUAUUGUUAAAAAUUGUUAUUAUUCAAAGGCCACCUUUAGAAGAACUAUCCACAGGAAAAGGAGAAUCAGCUACUCCACAUCCUUCUCAAGGACCAACAUUAGAUGAGGUGGUAAUUGCUAAAGAUAUGCUUGCAGCAGAGGAGUUAACCCAAAGAAAAAAAGCAUCAGCUGCUCCAAAUGAUUAA
Molecule: messenger RNA, 1242 nt
Organism: Solanum stenotomum
Lineage: Eukaryota; Viridiplantae; Streptophyta; Magnoliopsida; Solanales; Solanaceae
Exons: 5
Coding region: 1-1242 (413 amino acids)
Source: RefSeq, a predicted model, not a curated record